Eurytemora carolleeae is the source of this 1290-nucleotide messenger RNA. Its product is annotated as RE1-silencing transcription factor B. Bases 2 to 1156 code for a protein of 384 amino acids. Lineage: Eukaryota; Metazoa; Arthropoda; Copepoda; Calanoida; Temoridae. Gene Ontology annotation, cellular component: nucleus. The transcript has 2 exons. The record is from RefSeq and is a predicted model, not a curated record. Gene Ontology annotation, biological process: regulation of gene expression.
AAUGGCAGAAAAUAUAAUGAAGGAGAAAAUUAUUAUAAAGGAAGAAACUAGUCAUACAUAUUGUGCAUUUACUGCAGAGGAUUCGUGUACUGCAGAGGGUUCACGUACUGCAGAGGAUACAUGUACUGUAGAGGAUACAUGUACUGCAGAGGAUACAUGUACUGUAAAGGAUUCGUGUACUGCCGAGGGUUCACGUACUGCAGAGGAUUCAUGUACUGCAGAGGAUUCAUGUACUGCAGAGGAUACAUGUACUGUAGAGGAUACAUGUAAUGCAGAGGAUACAUGUACUGCAGAGGAUACAUGUACUGUAGAGGAUACAUGUACGGCAGAUGAUGCAUGUACUGUAGAGGAUACAGUUACAGUAUAUGUAAAGCAAGAAGAUGUAAAAAAGGAAAGCCCAGAUAUCAAAGGUGAAAUUGUUAAAGCAGAAGAUCCCCUUCACUCUCAAUCAAAAAGACUCAAGAAGAGUAAAUCGAAAGAAACGAGAUUUCCUUGCACGGAAUGUGAUUAUGUGUCAUCCUACAAACAACAUCUAAAAAAACAUGUUGAGAGCAUACAUCUAGGAAUUAAGUAUCCUUGUGACUUGUGUGACUAUGCUGGAACCGAAGCAGGAAGUUUGAAAAAGCAUGUCGACAAUAAGCACAAAGGUGUGACAUAUCCCUGUGAUAAGUGUGAAUAUGUUGCCACAACAGGAUCCAGUUUAAAGAGACAUAUUGUAAGCUAUCAUCAAGGUACGACAUAUCCUUGUGCUUUUUGUGAACAUAUUGCGUACACUCCAUAUAAUUUAAAAUCUCAUAUUCAGUGUAAACAUGAAGGAAUAAGAUAUCAAUGUGAUCGUUGUGAAUUUGCAGCGUCUCAUUUAGACUAUCUGAAGAAACAUAUUGAAAUUGUACACGAAAGAUUGAGAUAUCCCUGUGAUCAGUGUAGAUAUUCAGCUGCGUCAGCCAGUAAUUUAAAAAGGCAUUUUCAAAACAUACACGAAGGAAUCAAGCAUCCCUGUUUGGAGUGUGAUUACGCUGCCACUGAAGCAGGAAGUCUGAAGAAACACAUUAAAAUAAUGCAUGAAGGUGUUAAAAUUCCUUGUGAUCAUUGUAACUAUGGUGCAUCUACACUUGGUAAUCUGAGAUCACACAUGAAAAGAAAACAUAAUGCGUGAAAAACGACGAAAAAAGAAUAUUUUGAAAUGAGUUGAAUAAGCACGUGGCAUUCAAUCAAGGGUUUCCAGGGGGUUUUCAGCCCCCCUCCCCCCCACAUUGGCUGCUACCUACUGCUUACUACUACCUCUUGGAA